AUGGACGUGACCGGAGGCUUCUUCGGCAAGCUGCGGGAGCUGGCCCUCACGCUGGAGAAGGAGGUGAAGCAGCUGCAGCGGGCCAUGCGCAGGGAGGACGCGGGUAAGAGCGGCCCGCGGCCGUGGGUGGGUGGCACGGCUCGUCUGGGCCCGGUGGCUUCGCAGGUGUUCCUCGGGGCCCCGUGCUCGGUUUGCGUUCCCGCCUGCCGCUGUCCCCUGCGCUCCUCUGGGAAGUGCCUUUGGUGGGCCUGGAGAGCAGCCUGGGAGUCGCUCGGCUGGGGAUUGUUCGGGCGCCUCUUCACACCUCUUUUACUUUCUAAUCUCUUCUAUGUGAAUAUGCAUCUUGAAGACUAUGAAGAUGAAUCUCCAAUAGCAGCCUUGCAUGACCUCUAUCGUGAAAUCAAGACUCACAAGGAAGAGGUUAGUGCCAGUCUUGAUAAGAGCUGCUCUGAGGAAAAAGCAAUUAAUGAAUUUAUGAAGGCGAGUGAAAUCUUGAUGCAAAGAAAUGCAGCAGAUCUUGGAAAAAUAAGUGAGCUGUUCCAGAAAUAUGGCUACAAACCACAUGCCAAAGACUCUACAGAAGAGGAGGAUGAAGUUAACAGUGAAUCAGCAAUGUCUGUCCCGAAUAAAUCUGAUGAAGAAAAGGCAAAUGAUGUACGUCACCUAUCUGCUUCCACAGAGAAGCCACCGUUGCCCAGGGACCCACUGUGUAGCCCCCAGUUGUCGGAUUUUGGCCUUUCCCAGCGCACUUUCUCCAGGCCGUGGAGCGCGGUGAGAGCACAGCGCACACCGAGUGCGCGUCACCCGAAGGCAAGGAAUGAGACCCCGCUGCACUUGCGAACGCCCUGCGCUUUGCCCAAAACGCCGAAAUGUAAGCUAAAGAUGGAUGACUAUGAGUGUGCAACAGCAAAACUCGAACACUUUGGCAUCACUGAACAUACCAUGUGUAUGAAUGAAGAUUAUACGAUGUCCCUUAUUCAUAAAACUUCUGAGACAAUCAAAAAUUUGGUUAAAAGAGGAGAUAAUAACGAAGAGAAUUUGCCAGAAAUGACAGUCAAGGAAAUCAUGGUUACUCCUGCAUCAAAAUCAAGUAAGAGAGCUGAGAAUGCAGCUGACUGGAUGGCUUCUCCUAUGGUAUUUGUGUUCUGUACUCCUGAUGUGAAGGUCUCUUCCAAAACAAAUAAUACAGUAUUAUCAAGGUCACCAGAGACAAAGGAACUGCCUCUUCCCAGUAAUACAGCAACACCACUGUGUCCAGAUUUUCAAACAAGAUGGCUAAAAGCAGAAGCAAAGCAACAGGUAACACCAGGGGGGAAGAUCGAAUCAGUGACAAAGAAUGAUGCAAAAGAUACACCAAACAAAGAAGAAAAGAUUCCUUUUGCUGCAAGCUCUCAUGAGUAUCUUAAACAUUCUAGGGAUCCUUCCCCUCCCAAACUGGAAGAUUAUGACCAUUUACUCAAUACUCCUCCACCUCCAGAAAUAACAAGGAUACCAGAUGAUGUUCUAAAGAUGCUUUCCCAAUAUAAUCAUAAGGUAGAUGCCUCUUCUAAAGCCAGAGCAAUGGAGAACAAGGCAGGAAGUAGUACAAGAUAUGAAAGUGAUUCCACUCAUUACUGCAACAAAGAGAACAGAGGAUAUCGUGGAGUUUUCAAGACAAACAUCUGAAAUCAAACUGAAGACUGUUGAAACUCUCACGUUCAUGGAUCUUAUCACAAAAUCAUAACAAGUUCAAAAAGCAAAAGGAAAUACUGGUGGGAAGAAAGAGAUAUACCGAGAAAAGGCUUUUUUAAUGGAGUAAUGGAGAAAAAUUCUUUAUCCAUUAUGUGGAUAAACUUGUUUGAGCUAACACCUUGUGCUUAAUUUUCUACUGACAUUAUUGGCGAAAUGUGUUGAGAGGUUUUAAAUAUACUGCACUUCAAAGAGGAAUGGACGUGCAUGUACAGGGUGGUACUUCAGUUGUUGUGUAGGAUUGCAUUGGCAGUAGGCUGUCAAGAGUGCAGUUAGGCUGUAAUAAAAGAAAAGUCCAGUAUAUUGCUUUAAAAAGUGGCUCUCUCUGGCCGGUCUGGUGACUCUACGUUGUUUCAGGGCUGAGGCUGAAGUCUGGUACUUCAACAGUAUUUGGUAUCUUCAACAGAAACAAGUAAAUUUUUUUGUAUUAGAAGAAUAACUCCUGCUUUACUGUUUAAAGCACCUCUGAGGUUUUAGUCCUUUCUACAGUGCUAAGAUGUGUCAGCACGUUCCUGCAUCAGACCGACUGUUAUUUCUCUGGUAGACAGGCAUUUCCCAUGCAUCUUCUUUCUUUAUACAUCAACAUAGUAUUAGGUGCCAUGCAUCUGGUUUCUUUGUAGCCCUAGAGGGUGACUCUGGCUCUACUGUGAACCAUUUCGAAACGUGCCAUUGUUACUGGUUAUGUGUAUCUUCAGCUGCUUGGAAGAAUUUGCUGGCAGGCCUGUGAGUGAUUGCUGCUGCCAUGUGUAUUCUGUUCAGUACUGGUGACACUUCUGAAUGUGCACAUCUAACCCUGUACUAGCUAACCAAGCUGAAGAACUCAGAGCUGUUUGGCACUCUUUUGGUAGUCAUAGCAAUUAGAAUUUUUUCCUAUCAGCACUUUUAUUGUUUUCCACUAGAAAAGCCAGUUCCAUAUCCUUGUUUGGAGCCAAUUUGCUGUUUCCAGCGUCAGCUAUUCCUCUAAGUGACUCCAGAACUGUUCUUACCAUUCGUCUUCUAGUUGAUGACUGAAAUUCUGCCAUUUAUGAGGACAAACAUGUAGCAUAUGAGAAGGGAGAGACUGUCCCAGGAGAUUGGGAUAAGUGGAUGCUUUUCUGAACUCAGCUCCACAUUUUUUUUAUGUCUUCAGAAUACGCAAACAUCUAGAGAUGUCCACAAGUAUUUCUUCAUUUGCUUAGACUUGUCCUGGUUAAAUCUUAACAAGUAAAGGCGCCUUUUUCCUUCUAUUACAGUCAUUUUCCAGGAUAAGUGUACAUCAAAUUAAUUGGAAAAGGGGAUUUUCUACUAGCUCGGACCUGAGCACCUUGUCAUUGAAAAUGCUGGUUUCUGUUUAAAAGUAUGUAUGUAUUGAUGUGUCAGUCUGUGAACUUAAUUAACACUUUUGGAUACUAAAUAAAUCUGUCUCCAAUGCCUGGCA
Molecule: messenger RNA, 3145 nt
Organism: Sturnus vulgaris (Common starling)
Lineage: Eukaryota; Metazoa; Chordata; Aves; Passeriformes; Sturnidae
Source: RefSeq, a predicted model, not a curated record